ACUUUUCUCACUGGUGUCUCUUGGCGCGGGCGGGGCUUGGAGGCAUGCGACAUAGAAAAGAAAAGCAUUUGGCACCCUUCCCCCGUGAGCACCCCAGUCCAGCGCGCUGCUCUCGCCACAUUCACCCGAGGAGCACAUGGGGCGCCGGGUUACGCUUAACCUGGAGGAUUUCCCGCGAAGUCGUCGGGGUUUGCGCUUCACGGAUGCAGAAGUUUCGCUACUUGCGAAUGAAGUUAAGAAGCGCAAAAGUAUCAUUUACGGCAACGACAACACCCCCCCGCAGCCGCACCAGGUGAGGCGGGCAUGGGAGGAGAUUGCGGAGAUAGUUUCGUCUCUGUGUGGCAUCCAAAGAAAUCCUGACCAAUGCAGAAAGCGAUAUAAUGACAUAAAAAGACGAGGACAGCCAGUUACCCCGGUGGUGCCUCGCCAGACAGAGAGGGCUGUGUCUCCACCCAAGAGAGAGAUGCGCGUGGUUCUACGAAAGAGAGGAAGGCCACCAAAGAAGCGAGAAAAAGUCACCAAGACCGUCUGCCCAGUACCAGAAUCUAAAAAGAAUGUGGAGCCACAGGAUUUGGAGUUCGAGGUUCAUGCUCCUAUAGAAGAGGACCCAGACUAUGAACCGAGCCCGAAGAAGCGAGCAGCGGUGAAGCCAGUCAUACCUGAAGUGGUAACCCUCCCAGUCCCACCGUCCCCCCGCGCGGCCCCUUCGUUGCCCAAGCCCAGGAGCAUAGCGACGGACAGGCACCCCUUCUUGGAGCUGCAGCAGGCGGGCUUUGACAUGCUGCAGAGCGAGCUGUCGGGCUUAAGAGACAGCAUUACGAGUCUGGAGAGCCGCAUGAGCCAGAUGGAGGUGCUGCUGAGGCCCAUAGGACACAUCGCCAACAGCCUGUCUCGUAUCGCCAGUGCUGUGGAGCGCCUCACAUGCCCCCCAUCGCCUUAG
Boleophthalmus pectinirostris (great blue-spotted mudskipper) is the source of this 940-nucleotide messenger RNA. RefSeq names its product myb-related transcription factor, partner of profilin-like. The transcript is spliced from 3 exons. The coding region runs from base 137 to 940 and encodes 267 amino acids. The record is from RefSeq and is a predicted model, not a curated record. NCBI's taxonomy places the organism in Eukaryota, Metazoa, Chordata, Actinopteri, Gobiiformes, Gobiidae.